Mandrillus leucophaeus (drill) is the source of this 4971-nucleotide messenger RNA. It is a transcript of the gene ADAMTS7, whose product is annotated as ADAM metallopeptidase with thrombospondin type 1 motif, 7. NCBI's taxonomy places the organism in Eukaryota, Metazoa, Chordata, Mammalia, Primates, Cercopithecidae. Gene Ontology annotation, molecular function: metalloendopeptidase activity. The record is from RefSeq and is a predicted model, not a curated record. Bases 1 to 4755 code for a protein of 1584 amino acids. Gene Ontology annotation, biological process: proteolysis; extracellular matrix organization. Gene Ontology annotation, cellular component: extracellular matrix. The transcript is spliced from 24 exons.
AUGGUGUCUUAUCCACUUUCCUGGACUUUGGAGCACCUAGUGCACCCUCACAGACGUGCAACUGAGGGCCGGGCGGCACUGGACAUAGUGCACCCGGUUCGCGUUGACGCGGGGGGCUCCUUCCUGUCCUACGAGCUGUGGCCCCGCGCACUGCGCAAGCGGGAUGUGUCUGUGCGCCGAGACGCGCCCGCCUUCUACCAGCUGCAAUACCGCGGGCGCGAGCUGCGCUUCAACCUGACCGCCAAUCAGCACCUGCUGGCGCCCGGCUUUGUGAGCGAGACGCGGGAAGAACAGCUGAGGGCCAGCCCUCCCUGUGUGACCCUAGUGCUUCUUCCCCAGAAAGGUGUGUUCCAGCUCUCCAAUGAGGACUACUUCAUUGAGCCCCUGGAUGGUGCCCCGGCCCGGCCUGGCCACGCCCAGCCCCAUGUGGUGUACAAGCGUCAGGUCCCGGAGAGGUUGGCACAAUGGGGUGAUUCCAGUGCUCCAAGCACCUGUGGGGUGCAAGUGUCCCCGGAGCUGGAGCCUCGACGGGAGCGUUGGGAACAGCGGCAGCAGUGGCAGCGGCCACGGCUAAGGCGUUUACACCAGCGGUCGGUCAGCAAAGAGAAGUGGGUGGAGACCCUGGUGGUAGCUGAUGCCAAAAUGGUGGAGUACCACGGACAGCCGCAGGUUGAGAGCUAUGUGCUGACCAUCAUGAACAUGGUGGCUGGCCUGUUUCAUGACCCCAGCAUUGGGAACCCCAUCCACAUCACCAUUGUGCGCCUGGUCCUUCUGGAAGAUGAAGAGGAGGACCUAAAGAUCACGCACCAUGCAGACAACACCCUGAAGAGCUUUUGCAAGUGGCAGAAAAGCAUCAACAUGAAGGGGGACACCCACCCUCUGCACCAUGACACCGCCAUCCUGCUCACCAGGAAGGACCUGUGUGCAGCCAUGAACCGGCCCUGUGAGACCCUGGGCCUCUCCCACGUGGCGGGCAUGUGCCAGCCACACCGCAGCUGCAGCAUCAACGAGGACACAGGCCUGCCGCUGGCCUUCACUGUAGCCCACGAGCUCGGGCACAGUUUUGGCAUUCAGCAUGACGGAAGCGGCAAUGACUGUGAACCCGUUGGGAAACGGCCUUUCAUCAUGUCUCCACAGCUCCUGUACGACGCCGCUCCUCUCACCUGGUCCCGCUGCAGCCGCCAGUACAUCACCAGGUUCCUUGACCGUGGGUGGGGCCUGUGCCUGGACGACCCUCCUGCCAAGGACAUCAUCGACUUCCCCUCGGUGCCACCUGGCGUCCUCUAUGAUGUGAGCCACCAGUGCCGCCUCCAGUACGGGGCCUACUCUGCCUUCUGCGAGGACAUGGAUUGGUGUCUCAAUGGGGAGUGCGUACCCGUGGGCUUCCGGCCCGAGGCUGUGGAUGGUGGCUGGUCCGGCUGGAGCGCCUGGUCCAUCUGCUCGCGGAGCUGUGGCGUGGGCGUACAGAGCGCCGAGCGGCAGUGCACACAGCCUACGCCCAAAUACAAAGGCAGAUACUGUGUGGGUGAGCGGAAGCGCUUCCGCCUCUGCAACCUGCAGGCCUGCCCCGCUGGUCGCCCCUCCUUCCGCCACAUCCAGUGCAGCCACUUUGACGCUAUGCUCUACAAGGGCCAGCUGCACACAUGGGUGCCCGUGGUCAAUGACGUGAACCCCUGCGAACUGCACUGCCGGCCCUCGAAUGAGUACUUUGCCGAGAAGCUGCGGGACGCCGUGGUUGAUGGCACCCCCUGCUACCAGGUCCGGGCCAGCAGGGACCUCUGCAUCAACGGCAUCUGCAAGAAUGUGGGCUGUGACUUUGAGAUUGACUCCGGUGCUAUGGAGGAUCGCUGUGGUGUGUGCCACGGCAACGAAUCUGUUGGUGAGGAAAGAGGGGGAUGGGUGUGGGACCGGCAGCUCAGGGGAGGGACAACUUACUCUCAGGACCACGGGGCAGGGGGUGGAGCAGAGAAGACAGAGCCACCUGCAGAGGCGGUCUUGCGGCUGGGCCUCAACCGGCAGUAUGGAAGUGAGUGUCUAAGAUGUUCUCUGAGCCAUUGGGAAGGGUGUGGAUGGUGGGAUGGUGUGUCGGUGGCCCCUGGGCAGCCAGAGGGGAAGCUACAUAAGAGAGAGGGGGUGAGUGAGAACCGGGACAGCGAGGAGGUGGAGGUGGAGGUCUGCCUUCAUCCUGACAUGGGCCGUGUGCAGAGGCAGAGUGUGUACUGUUCGGAGCGGCAGACAGGGCCCGUGGACGAGGAGCACUGUGACCCCCUGGGCCGGCCCGAUGACCGCCAGAGGAAGUGCAGCGAGCAGCCCUGCCCUGCCAGGUGGUGGGCAGGUGAGUGGCAGCUGUGCUCCAGCUCCUGUGGGCCUUGGGGCCUCUCCCACCGGGCCGUGCUCUGCAUCCGCAGCGUGGGGCUGGAUGAACAGAGCGCCCUGGAGCCCCCGGCCUGUGAACACCUUCCCCGGCCCCCUACUGAAACCCCUUGCAACCGCCAUGUGCCCUGUCCAGCCACCUGGGCUGUAGGGAACUGGUCUCAGUGCUCAGUGACAUGUGGGGAGGGCACUCAGCACCGAACUGUCCUCUGCACCAAUGACACUGGUGUCCCCUGUGACGAGGCCCAGCAGCCAGCCAGCGAAGUCACCUGCUCUCUGCCACCCUGUUGGUGGCCCCUGGACACACUGGGCCCUGAAGGCUCAGGUAGCGGCUCCUCCAGCCACGAGCUCUUCAAUGAGGCUGACUUCAUCCCACGCCACCUGGCCCCACGCCCUUCACCGGUCUCAUCACCCAAGCCAGCCACCAUGGGCAAUGCCAUUGAGGAGGAGGCCCUAGAGCUGGACCUGCCGGGGCCCGUGUUUGUGGAUGACUUCUACUACGACUACAAUUUCAUCAACUUCCAUGAGGAUCUGUCCUAUGGGCCCUCUGAGGGGCCUGAUCUAGACCUGGCGGAGACAGGGGAUCAGACGCCCCCACCACACAGUAGUCCUGCUGUGCCCUCCACAGGUAGCCCUGUGCCUGCCACAGAGCCUCCUGCAGCCAAGGAGGAGGGGGCACCGGGACCUUGGUCCCCUAGCCCUUGGCCCAGCCAGGCCGGCCACUCCCCACCCCCACCCUCAGAGCAGACCCCUGGGAACCCUUUGAUCAAUUUCCUGCCUGAGGAAGAUGCUCCCAGAGGGGCCCCAGAUCUUGGGCUCCCCAGCCUGCCCUGGCCCAGGGUUUCCAUUGAUGGCCUGCAGACACCUGCCGCCCCUGAGAGCCAAAAUGACUUCCCAGUUGGCAAGGACAGCCAGAGCCAGCUGCCCCCUCCAUGGAGGGACAGGACCAAUGAGGUUUUCAAGGAUGAUGAGGAACCCGAGGGCCGCGGAGCACCCCACCCGCCUCUGAGACCCAGCCCCACGCUGCCCCCUUUGUCCCUGCCCCCUUUGUCCCCUGUCGGCAGUGCCCACUCCUCUCCUAGUCCUGAUGUGACAGAGCUAUGGACAGGAGGGACUGUGGCCUGGGAGCCAACUCUGGAGGGUGGCCUGGGGCCUGUGGACAGUGAACUGUGGCCCACUGUUGGGGUGGCUCCUCCCCCUCCUCCUCCCAUAGCCCAUCUGCCAGAGAUGAAGGGCAGAGACAGCCCCCUGGAGCCGAGGACUCCCACCUUCCCAACCCCAGGACCAGGCUUAUGGGACGUGCAGACUGUGGCAGUGUGGGGGACCUUCCUCCCCACAACCCUGACUGGCCUCGGGCACACGCCUGAGCCUGCCCUGAACCCAGGACCCAAGGGCCAGCCUGAGUCCCUCAGCCCUGAGGUGCCCCUGAGCUCUAGGCUACUGUCCACGCCCGCUUGGGACAGCCCCGCCAACAGCCACAGAACCCCUGAGACCCAGCCGCUGGCUCCCAGCCUGGCUGAAGCCGUCUCCCCUGCGGACCUGUUGGCUGUCAGGAACGCUAGCUGGCAAGCGGGAAACUGGAGCCAGUGCUCCACCACUUGUGGCCUGGGUGCCGUCUGGAGGUCGGUGCGCUGUAGCUCUGGCCGGGAUGAGGACUGCGCCCCCGCUGGCCGGCCCCAGCCUGCCUGUCGCUGCCACCUGCGGCCCUGUGCCACCUGGCACUCAGGCAACUGGAGUAAGUGCUCCCGCAGCUGCGGCGGAGGUUCCUCAGUGCGGGAUGUGCAGUGUGUGGACACACGGGACCUCCGGCUGCUGCGGCCCUUCCACUGUCAGCCCGGGCCUGCCAAGCCACCUGCGCACAGGCCCUGCGGGGCCCAGCCCUGCCUCAGCUGGUACACCUCUUCCUGGAGGGAGUGCUCCGAGGCCUGUGGCGGUGGUGAGCAGCAGCGUCUGGUGACCUGUCCAGAGCCAGGCCUCUGCGAGGAGGCGCUGAGACCCAACACCACACGGCCCUGCAACACUCACCCCUGCACACAGUGGGUGGUGGGGCCCUGGGGCCAGUGCUCAGCCCCCUGUGGUGGUGGCGUCCAGCGGCGCCUGGUCAAGUGUGUCAACACCCAGACGGGGCUGCCAGAGGAAGACAGCGACCAGUGUGGUCACGAGACCUGGCCUGAGAGCUCCCGGCCGUGUGGCACCGAGGAUUGUGAGCCCGUCGAGCUUCCCCGCUGUGAGCGGGACCGCCUGUCCUUCGGGUUCUGUGAGAGGCUGCGCCUACUGGGCCGCUGCCAGCUGCCGACCAUCCUCAUGCAGUGCUGCCGCUCGUGCUCUCCGCCCAGCCACGGCGUCCCCUCCCGAGGCCAUCAGCGGGUUGCCCGCCGCUGACUGUGCCAGGAUGCACAGACUGACCGACAGACCUCAGUGCCCACCACGGGCUGUGGCAGAGCUUCCACCCCCUGCGCCCUAAUGGUGCUAACCCUCUCCCUACCCAGCGGCAGGCUGGGGACCUCCUCCCCAUCAAAAAAGGUAUUUUUUUAUUCUAACAGUUCGUGUAACAUUUAUUACGAUUUUACAUAAAUGAGCAUCUACCAUUCCAAAGCA